Messenger RNA from Castor canadensis (American beaver), 1931 nucleotides. Lineage: Eukaryota; Metazoa; Chordata; Mammalia; Rodentia; Castoridae. The record is from RefSeq and is a predicted model, not a curated record.
GAAUAUCAUAAUGCACGAAGGCAGCUGGGGUAUAUCUCAUACACGUGUGCCAACAGAAUCUCGGCCAGGUCACGUAGCCUUGAUAGCAGGAUUUUAUGAAGAUGUCAGCGCAGUUGCCAAAGGAUGGAAAGAAAAUCCUGUAGAAUUUGAUUCUCUUUUUAAUGAAAGCAAGUAUACAUGGAGCUGGGGAAGCCCAGAUAUCUUGCCUAUGUUUGCCAAAGGUGCUAGUGGAGACCAUGUUUAUACGUACAGUUAUGAUGCUAAAAGAGAGGAUUUUGGUACCCACGAUGCAACAAAACUGGAUACCUGGGUUUUUGAUAAUGUUAAGGACUUCUUUCAUGCUGCCAGAAAGAACCAGUCUUUAUUUUCUAAAGUAAAUGAAGAAAAAAUAGUUUUUUUCUUACAUUUAUUAGGAAUAGAUACAAAUGGACACGCUCAUCGACCGUCAUCGAGGGAAUAUAAAGACAAUAUUAAAAAAGUUGAUGAUGGAGUGAAAGAAAUUGUGUCUGUAUUUAAACAGUUUUAUGGAAAUGAUGGGAAAACAGCGUUUAUCUUUACCUCUGACCAUGGAAUGACAGAUUGGGGUUCCCAUGGCGCUGGUCAUCCUUCAGAGACUUUGACUCCUCUAGUCACUUGGGGAGCUGGAAUCAAGUAUCCCGAAAUAGUAUCAGCUCAGCAAUUUGAUGAUAACUUUUUGAAAGAGUGGAGAUUGGAGAACUGGAAGAGGCGUGAUGUCAAUCAGGACCCUGCCUUCCAGGUGACGUACAAGCUGACAUUCUCUAUUGUGUACAAACCGAGGUCUGCUCCUCACCUUCAGGCUGAUAUUGCACCAUUGAUGGCUUCUCUUAUAGGAGUUCCCUUUCCUCUUAAUUCAGUGGGAAGGCUUCCUGUGGAUUAUCUUAAUGGCACUGACCACUUCAAAGCAGAGAGUGUGUUUACCAAUGCAGUACAGAUUCUGGAACAGUUCAAGGUGAAAAUGGCUCAGAAAAAAGAAGUUACUUUGCCAUUUUUGUUUACGCCAUUUAAGUUUCUCUCUGAUUCUGAACAGCUGAACAUUUUAAGAAAAGCAAGAUCUUAUAUAAAACAGGGAAAAUUUGAUGAAGUAGUUUCCCUUUGCGAGGAGCUAAUUGAUCUUGCAUUGAAAGGACUGUCCUAUUAUCACACUUAUGACAGGUUCUUUCUGGGCAUCAACGUUGUUAUUGGUUUUGUGGGAUGGACAUCUUACGUUUCUUUGUUAAUCAUCAAGUCUCAUUCAAACCUUACAAGAGAUGUUACCAAGGAAGUUAAGAAACCAAGCUGUCUGCUGCUGUGUAGUUUUGGAGCUAUUGGCAUUUUAGUAGCAGUUUUUCUGCUGAUUCAAGCCUGUCCCUGGACUUAUUAUGUAUAUUGUUUGCUGCCGGUGCCAAUAUGGUAUGCAGUUCUAAGACAAUUUCAAGUUAUUCAAGACGUUGUUGCAUCACUGUUAACUUUUCCUCUGAGCCGUUUUGUUGGGUUCUUGCUGGUCUUUACCUUGGGAAUUGAAGUAUUAGUUCUCAGUUUCUUCUACCGCUGUAUGCUUACAGCUGGACUUAUUGCCUUUGCUGGGUGGCCAUUUCUUACUCAGCUAUGGACUCAAGCAAAGAUUACCUCCCUGAGUUGGACCUUCUUCUCUUUGCUUCUGGCCAUGUUUCCACUGAUGCCUGUUGUAGGUCGAGAGCCAGACAUCUCUCUAGUAAUGGGUGCAGGAUUACUGGUUCUUCUGCUAUCGCUGUUUGUUGUAACAUCCCUCAUAAAAAGAAAAAAUAGUUUGGUAAAGGAAGAGCUGUUGGUGCAUCUGUUACAGAUGCUAAGCACAGUGCUUUCCAUGUAUGUUGUGCACAGCACCCACAGUAGUCUGUUCAAGAAACAAGGACUUCCUCUUAUGAAUCAGAUUGUGAGCUGGGCAACAUUAG